GCUAUUUGAGAAGGUUGUGUUAUGGUCUGUGUGUGAGAGUUGAGGAAAGAGAAUGAGAAUGUGGAAAGAGAACAUAAGAGAGGAAGCAAAGAAGCAACUAUGGCUGGCAGGGCCUAUGAUAAUUGUGUGUGUCUGUCAAUUUAGUUUACAAAUGAUAUCUCUCAUGUUUGUAGGUCAUUUGAAUGAGUUGUUUCUCGCUGGUGCUGCUUUGGGAACUUCAUUUGUCAAUGUUACUGGUUUCAACGUGAUGAUGGGAAUGUCAAGUGUACUAGACACAUUUUGUGGUCAAGCAUAUGGAGCAAGGCAAUAUCACAUGCUUGGUGUACACACCCAAGGGGCCAUGUUGGUUCUCACCCUUGUUACCAUACCCAUUUCCGUUAUUUGGGUUUUCUUAGGGCCCAUUCUAGUUGCUCUUCAUCAAGACAAAGUAAUUGCAGCCCAAGCCCAAAUUUAUGCAAGAUACUUGAUCCCAAGCCUUUCAGCCAAUGGGCUUCUUCGUUGCAUUGUCAAGUUCCUACAAACCCAAAGCAUAGUAUUUCCUAUGGUGUUAUCCGGUGGACUCACUUGCUUACUACACGUUCUUCUCUGUUGGAUUUUUGUUAUGAAAAUUGGGCUUGGUUUCAAAGGAUCUGCCAUUGCAAUUUGCGUUUCAAAUUGGUUUAACACCAUAGUACUUUCACUUUAUGUUUGGUUCUCCCCGUCAUGCAAAACAACUUGGACUGGUUUCUCAAAAGAAUCAUUGCAUAACAUCCCUCAAUUUAUCAAACUUGCUUUACCUUCAACACUCAUGGUGUGCUUUGAAACAUGGACGUUUGAAAUAAUGGUGCUCCUGUCUGGUGCUCUUCCUAAUGCGAAAUUGCAAACUUCUGUGCUUUCUAUAUGCCUCACCACAACUGGAAUAUUUUGGAUGGUACCAUUUGGAGUUAGUGCUGCUGGAAGUACAAGGAUCUCAAAUGAACUAGGGGCUGGUCGUCCAGAAGCUGCAUUUGUAGCAGUUAAAGUAACCUUGUUCUUGGCCUCCAUGGUGGGUGCUUUGGAAUUUGCUGCACUUAUGUUGAUACGCAAUGUUUGGGGGCGUGCUUUUACCAACGUACCUGAAGUGAUCAAAUAUGUCGCUGCCAUGAUCCCAAUUGUUGCAAGCUCUGCCUUUAUAGAUUCAAUUCAAACAGGAUUUCAAGGCAUUGCCAGAGGAUGUGGUUGGCAAAAACUUGGUGCAUUAUUCAAUCUAGGAUCUUAUUAUAUUUUGGGCCUUCCUUUUUCUAUUGUGACAGCUUUUGUCUUCCACAUGAAAGGACAGGGGCUACUUUUAGGGAUCCUAUUAGCACUUAUUGUGCAAGUGGUGUGUUUUCUUGCUGUCACCUUACGCGCCAAUUGGGAGAAUGAAGCAAAGAAGGCAGCAACAAGAGUAAGGGGCAGUGGAGUCCAACUUGAGACACUUCCAUCUAACCAAAAUGUUAACACUGCUUGAAAGUUGAAAAACCUUGGAUUAAUGUUGGUUAUAUGAAGUGAAAUCUUAGGAUAAAUGUAUUUAUAGCCGGUGAAAAUGAACACACAAAAAAAGGAAGAUUAAGUGAGCUCAAGAUCCUGAAUUCAGAGUUAGGAAGAUUAGAAGAUAACAUUGCUUACUUUCUCUAGAAUUAUGUUAGAAGAUAAAUCAAAU
Molecule: messenger RNA, 1660 nt
Organism: Cajanus cajan (pigeon pea)
Lineage: Eukaryota; Viridiplantae; Streptophyta; Magnoliopsida; Fabales; Fabaceae
Source: RefSeq, a predicted model, not a curated record